This is a messenger RNA of Drosophila kikkawai, 522 nucleotides long. RefSeq names its product serine protease grass-like. Lineage: Eukaryota; Metazoa; Arthropoda; Insecta; Diptera; Drosophilidae. The record is from RefSeq and is a predicted model, not a curated record. Gene Ontology annotation, molecular function: serine-type endopeptidase activity. Gene Ontology annotation, biological process: proteolysis.
AUGCCGUCUCCCCAAGAUAUUGGUAUUGAAAAGACCAUUGUUCACGCGAACUUUAACAAGGAGAAGAUCAUCUACGACAUUGCGUUAAUUCGGCUGGAGAGACCUGCUGAGAUCACGAGAAACGUCAAGACCAUCUGCCUGCCUCUGUACGAGGACGUGCAGGGUAGCAUCUUGGGGCGCAGUGUUCAGCUAGUGACCGGCUGGGGGAUUUAUAACAACAGGGACUACUCCGAUGUUCCCAUCGAGGCACCUAUAAGUCGUCUGCAUCCCUCCGAGUGCCGCACGGGUCGACAUGUGGUGCUCUUAGAGAACCAGUUGUGUUUCAACUCCUCCGGCAAAGAUAGCUGCCGUGGCGACUCUGGGGGACCGCUUUCAUUUCCUUAUAUAUACAAAGGGCUGCAACGCUUCGUCCAGAUGGGCAUCGUGAGCUAUGGACCACAGGAGUGUGGAUCUGAAGGUACAGCUGUGUACACGGAUGUGAUGUGGUUCCUGCCCUGGAUAACUCAGAACAUUGAAUCAUAG